Molecule: messenger RNA, 2400 nt
Organism: Gracilinanus agilis (Agile Gracile Mouse Opossum)
Lineage: Eukaryota; Metazoa; Chordata; Mammalia; Didelphimorphia; Didelphidae
Gene: SEMA4F
Product: ssemaphorin 4F
Exons: 14
Coding region: 1-2400 (799 amino acids)
Biological process (GO): axon guidance; positive regulation of cell migration; semaphorin-plexin signaling pathway
Molecular function (GO): semaphorin receptor binding; chemorepellent activity
Source: RefSeq, a predicted model, not a curated record
AUGCGGGUGUCCCCCGGCCGGCCCCGCCCGGGCAGCGGGCAGCCUCCCGCACCUGCCCCUGCCCCUGCUCCCGCCUCUGUCUGGGCCGCGCCCUGCCCGGCGCUGCGGGUUCAGGUGUUGGUUCUGCUGAUAAGCUGCGCCUUGGCCAGAGCCUGGAGCGGACCUCCGCUCGGACGCGUGCCGUACUCAGUGCCCAGGACCUCGCUGACAGCUUCGGAGGCUGACCCUUUCCUCACUCGGUUCUCCGCUCCUCAGACUCAAAAUUACUCUAUCCUCCUUGUGAAUCCUGUUUCCAACACGCUUUAUGUUGGUGCCCGGGAUGCCAUUUUUGCUCUUCCCCUGCCUCUCACAGAGGGGCGAGCCCAGAGGAUUGACUGGCCAGUGCCUGAGACUCACAGACAGAUCUGCAAAAAGAAAGGCAAGAAGGAGGCUGACUGUCAUAAUUACAUUCGAAUUCUUGCCAUGGCCAACGCCACUCAUCUUCUCACGUGCGGCACCUUUGCCUUCGACCCACAGUGCGGGAUCAUCGAUGUAUCCAGUUUCCAUCAGGUUGAAAGGCUAGAAAGUGGCCGAGGGAAAUGUCCUUUUGAGCCAACCCAGCGGUCGGCUGCUGUAAUGUCUGGGGGUGUCCUAUAUGCUGCCAGCAUGAAUAAUUUUCUGGGGACAGAGCCAAUUAUCUCUCGGGCCAUUGGCCCGACUGAGGAGCGGAUUCGAACAGAGGUCACACCAGCUUGGCUAAAUGCUCCAAAGUUUGUGGCAGCUGUAUCUCUGAGCCCAACUGACUUGGGGGAGGAGGAUGGAGACACUGAAAUUUAUUUCUUCUUCACGGAGACAGCUCGAGAUUCUGAUAUGUACCAACCAAUUAAGGUCCCACGUGUGGCUCGUGUGUGUGCGGGAGACCUUGGGGGACUGAAGACCCUCCAGCGGAGGUGGACAACAUUUCUGAAGGCUGAGCUGCUGUGUCCAGGGCCAACACAUGGCCGAACUUCCAGCAUCCUGAAGGAUAUGACCACCCUACAACUGAAGCCUGGCACAGGAGUCCCCCUCUUCUAUGGGAUCUUCUCCUCCCAGUGGGAUGGGGUUUCCAUUUCUGCCAUCUGUGCCUUCCACCCCCGUGACAUCCAGUCAUCAAUGAGUGGCCCAUUUAGGGAGUUCAAGCAUGACUGCAAUAGAGGAAUGCCUGUGAUGGACAGUGAAGUCCCCCAGCCCAGGCCUGGAAUGUGUAUCACCAACCAAAUGAAGCUACUAGGCUUCGGCUCAUCCCUUUCCCUACCCGAUCGAGUUCUUACCUUUGUACGGGACCACCCUCUUAUGGACCAGCCUGUUUCUCCUGCUGAUGGCCAUCCCCUGCUGAUUGCCUCCAACACAAUCUAUCACCGGGUUGCAGCCCACAGAGUGACAAGCUUGCUGGGAGAAGAGUAUGAUGUACUCUACCUGGGGACAGGGGACGGACACCUGCACCGGGCAGUGCGGAUCGGCUCCCAGCUCAGCAUCCUGGAAGACCUGACCUUAUUCCUGGAGCCUCAACCAGUGGAAACUCUCCAGCUGCAUGACGGUUGGCUCCUGAUCGGCUCUGGCUCUGAGGUGACACAGAUAAACAUAACAGACUGUGGCCGUCUCCGGAGCUGCAAAGAGUGCAUCCUGGCUCGAGACCCAGCCUGUGCUUGGAGCUCCCGGCUCAAGGCUUGUGUUACCCACAUUGGGGCAGGCGAGGGGCUGCUCCAAGACAUUGAGUUGGGAAAUGCAUCCUCUCUUUGUCCCAAGGAGACUGGAGCAUUUCCUCUCAUUCUUGAGGUUCCUGUGGUCCCAGCUGCACACGUGGUCUUGCCAUGUUCCCCACGAUCAGCCUGGGCAACCUGUGUGUGGCACCGGCCAGGGGGCCUCAUUGAAGAUGCAGUGAUUCCUCGGCUGGAUGGACUGGAAGUGUUGGUGACACAGGGAGCCCUGGGAACCUAUGCCUGUGAAUGCCAGGAGGGGGGGAUGACUCAAGUAGUGGCUACUUAUCACUUGUUCUGGGGGGAACCCCAGGGCCGUGGCCGAAUCGUGGGCUCUGGGCUAGCUGGCUUUAUCCUGGGUGCAGUGGCUUCUACUCUGAUCCUGCUCCUGCUUGGCAGGCAACGUCAGCGCCAACGCCAGCAGGAGCUCUUGGCAAGAAACAAGGUGGGGUUGGACUUGGGGGCCCCUCCAUCUGGAACCACGAGUUGCAGCCACGACCCCCCCUCCCCAUCACCUUCCCCAGAGGAUGAGAGGCUUCCACUGGCCUUGGCUCUGGCCAAAAGGGGCAGUAAUCUCAACGGCUUUCCCCCAUCCUUCUUACGGGACUCCCACCAGGGCCCAAAUCAAGCUCACAUUCUGCUGACCACAGCACCACUGGCCACAUGCGAUGAGACUUCCAUCUAA